Molecule: messenger RNA, 816 nt
Organism: Anoplopoma fimbria (sablefish)
Lineage: Eukaryota; Metazoa; Chordata; Actinopteri; Perciformes; Anoplopomatidae
Product: apolipoprotein L3-like
Exons: 5
Coding region: 82-816 (244 amino acids)
Biological process (GO): lipoprotein metabolic process; lipid transport
Cellular component (GO): extracellular region; membrane
Molecular function (GO): lipid binding
Source: RefSeq, a predicted model, not a curated record
CCUGACAACAAAAACCAAGCCCUGGCUUCUCUGUGCAAUGACCUCCGACUUAGAGGGGAGGAAGAAACAUUCAUCAUCAAAAUGAAAGCCGAACAUCUGCACAAAGCUCUCCAGCGCUACCUCAACGUGCUGUCCAAACAUGGAGACACCCUGAAGGAGCACAUCGCUCAGCUGCUCGGCAUCGCUGACAACUUAGACAAGGUUUCAAAGGGGACAAAGAUUGCUGGCAUCACAGGUGGAGCUACAGGUGUAGCCGGAGGAGUAGCAGCAGCUGCCGGUGUGCUCCUGGCCCCGUUCACUAUGGGGGCCUCUCUGGCUCUGACGGUCGUCGGCGUCGGGGUGGCUGCAGCCGGCGGCGUCACCGGAGCAUCGGCCGCCAUCGCCAACAAGGCGAACGUCGCUCAGAACAAGAAGAAAAUUGAGAAAACCUUCCAGGAGUUCAAGCUCCUCAUGACGAAGAUCCAGGAGUGCCUGAAGUACAUCAACGAAGGCCUGGACCAGCUGAAAGGUCACGACCUCUCUGCUCUGAGCCAAGCCAGGAAGGAUUGGCCGGGCACCGCGGCUAAGAUGAUAGAGAUGGCCACGACGGGGGGGGCGGGUGCCAGGGCGGUGGAGGCCCACCUUAAGGCCUCCGGGCUGAUGGAGGGCUUCGCUCUGGGCAUCGACCUCCACUUCAACCACGGGAAGGACGGUCUGAGGCAGAAGAAAGGCCUCAAGUCGUCGCUAGCAACCAAAGUCCGUAAGCUGGCCGAGGAGUUCAGUAACGGUUUGGAAGAGCUCAACGAGCUGUUCAGGCAGCAGUGUUCAGAGAAAUAA